Gekko japonicus is the source of this 1026-nucleotide messenger RNA. Its product is annotated as suppressor APC domain-containing protein 2-like. The transcript is spliced from 6 exons. Bases 1 to 1026 code for a protein of 341 amino acids. Lineage: Eukaryota; Metazoa; Chordata; Lepidosauria; Squamata; Gekkonidae. The record is from RefSeq and is a predicted model, not a curated record.
AUGAGCGCGGUACUGGCUGCCCCAUCCCUGCCCCCCAACCCAGAGGACCCGUCUCCGGCUCGUGCCACCCGUCUCCCGCGUCCCUUUCUCCGCAGCCUCCGGACCCUCUUUGAAAUCCUGGACGAUCAGCGGAGCGGGACCAUCCACAUCUCGGAAAUCGAAAGCCGUUGGGGUCGCGGAGGCUCUGGGGUGACCCCUCAGGGAGACAAAGAGAGAUGUCAGCUCCCGCCCGGGGUCCUCCAGGCCCUACAGCAAGUGGCCGAGCCCUGCAGGGGCUACUUGAGUUUCCCCCGCUUGGUGGCCGGGUUGAGAAUUGCCCUUGUGCGGGCUGAAGAAGAGGAAGAGAAGGCCAGAGAGAGCACCAGUGCCGAAAGCGGACGGAGUUCGUCGCAGUCAAUGAAGAACUUGAGCCGGAUACGAGAAUCUGAUGGGAAAGGAGUCACUCGGUCCCGUAGCAUCAACAGCUCUCUCUGCCAAGCUGGGCGACAUCGGAGCAUCCGGAUCCCUAAGGAGCCACGCAGACAUACCAUUUCCAAUGUCUUGGAAUACGAUGUGCUGAAGCGGAUGCAGGAGCUGGAACGGGAGCGAGAUGCCUUGUUGCAAGGGCUGGAGAUGGUCAACCAGGUGCGGGACUGGUUCCAGCACCACCUCCUGGAAGCCCAGAGGCGUCAGAAGCACAUGGGGACCGACACAAACUAUUUUCCAGAGUCCUACUCCAACCAAAGCUGCCUGCUGCUCGCCAAGAUCCAGGAAGUGAAUAUGUGCUUGAAAAACCUGCUCACCUCUCCCGGAAAGCCGGAGGUCCCACCUAGCGGGUUUGGUGUUCCCCUUCAUCCACCCGGAAAGGAGUUUCACCGGCAAGCAGUCAAUGUCCUUAAAGAACAGAACCACCUGUUGAUCAAGGAAGUGUCUGAGAAAAGUGACCGCAUUGCCCAGCUGGAGCAAGAGAAAGCAGCCCUUUGCAAGCAGCUGAAAGAGAUCCGGGGCUACCGCCUCCCCAGCCACAAGGAGUCCACCUUCAUCUGA